ACCAACUAAAAGGCACAGAAUAAUUUUUGCUGAUGAUGAUGCAGAAGGUAGCUCAGUUCAGUCACCACAAUCACCAGUUUCCCUAUUUCUGUCAAUGUUAUCGAACCAGAAUUUGUAUCUGAUACCACUACAAAGAAGAUGAGAGUACAGAAGACAGAUGAUGACAAUAUACCACUUGCUGAUCCCUUUCCUCUACCAAAACGCUACAGGCCUGAAGUUGAAAAGGCAUUGAAAGAGGGGAAAAUGAGGAUGAGUACAAGAAGUCUUUUUUUAUCUGCUGUAGCAUCAGCAAUUUUUGCCUGCAAAAUGUAUUCCACCCGAGAAGACUAUAAUUGUGUUGGGUGUACAAUUGUGAAUAAAUACCCAUUUCUUAGAGCUCCUUCUGGGGCAGGAUCACCUCAUGCUGCUAUUGUUGUACAACUUAUUAACCAUUUCAAAGAAUUUCGUAGAGAGAAGUCGCAUAAUACACUACCUGAUGCCACUAGCUCUAAAAGGAAACAGACAGAUGUUGCUAAGAAACAGCCAGGAGAUUAUUUAGUCAUUUUUUCUGUUAAAAUUGAGGAAGGGGAAGAUGAGUUCUUUUUUCAACAGCAUCAAAAAAGGUGGAAGGCUGAACAUAAGAAAUGUCAACCCAAUGAUUCUCUUGUUGAUGAUUUAAUGACUCGGUCAUUUGGUAUGCAAAGGAAAGAUUAACUGAAAAUGGUUAUUCUGGUGUGCAAGCUCUAUUUGAAGUUUACCCUUUUUGCAAGAUUAUAUUCAGGUAUUUGAUUUACGCAUGAAUUUGAUAACUUUUGCUUUUAUUAUUUUUGUUUGAUUAUAAUUAAUGUCUGAGAUGUGCCGAAUACUCUAAAAGCCAAAAGAGUUCAUUGACAAUGCAGCAGGAUGGGAGGUCAAGUCUAAACUUAUUUUCAAGUUGCCAGUGAGACUGAGUCAGUUAGUAAUUCUAGACUUAGAGGACUUCUGAAGUUAGUAACAGAGACAGACAGCUGUUCCUGCUUUUCUUGUAUUGCCCUACAUCUUACGAGAAUCUUGUUGUAAAUUAGUAGUGACACAAUUGUAUGCUAUUUACAAUGUGUA
This is a messenger RNA of Amphimedon queenslandica, 1077 nucleotides long. RefSeq lists its product as uncharacterized. NCBI's taxonomy places the organism in Eukaryota, Metazoa, Porifera, Demospongiae, Haplosclerida, Niphatidae. The coding region runs from base 139 to 693 and encodes 184 amino acids. The transcript has 3 exons. The record is from RefSeq and is a predicted model, not a curated record.